CCUCUUUAUAGAAGGAAGAAUUCUCCUUUAAAAACUUCCAUAUUCUUAUACUUCCCAACAGAAAGAAAGAAGACAGGAGACACAAUAUCAUCUUCUAAGUUCUUCAACAAGAAGUGUUCAAUUUUCAGAGCGGUUUUCCUUUCUGGGAAACCGCUCUUUUAACUGUUCUUUUCUUUCAAUCUGUUUGUAGUAUCAGUGCAGUGCAGAAUUCAUUUGCCACCCCAAGGAUUUCUGCAGGCAUAUGUAUGGUUUAAGGGGGUGAAAGAAAAGUUAUAUUAAAAAAAAAAAACUUGGGUUGUGUAUGCAUGGUUGAUUCUGUGGAAACUCAAGUUUUGGAUUGGCGAUUAACGCCCGAAUCAAGAUUGAUCAGCCUGCUGCUGUGUAUGCAGAGGUUAGUUAACAAGGCAGAGAAGGAGAAAUGUCAGGAGGAGGGUACUACUCCAAGUGCUCUGUUUCUAGGCCUGUGGAGUGGGUGAAGGGGAAAACGGUUGGGUCGGGGUCGUUUGGGAGUGUUCAUUUGGCGAUGAACAAGGCGACGGGGGGACUCUUUGUUGUGAAAUCUGCGGAGUCAGAGGCUGGGCUGCAGUUCCUCGAGAGCGAGGCUGAGAUUCUUGAGAGCUUGGAUUCUCCCCAUGUGGUGAAAUGUAUAGGGAAAGAGAUGUGUGGGGGUGGGAAGAAACUCAAUCUUUUUAUUGAGUACAUGGCCGGGGGGAGUUUAGCCGAUGUGACAGAGCAAUUCGGGGGGAAAUUGGACGAAAUGGUGAUCAGAUUGUACACUAGAGAGAUUCUUUUAGGCCUAAAGUACCUCCAUGAGAAUGGGAUUGUCCACUCUGAUCUCAAGUGCAGAAAUGUGCUCUUGAGCUCCUUAGGGGAUGUGAAAUUGGCUGAUUUUGGAUGCUCGAAAAGAGUAAAACAACAUUCUGCUGCAGGAAUUGCAGGGAGUCCAUUGUGGAUGGCGCCCGAGAUGAUCCAAGGCGGAGGGCUCGAUUGUGCCUCGGAUAUAUGGUCACUCGGGUGCACAAUCAUAGAAAUGGCAACUGGGAAUCUCCCCUGGGCAGGCAAGAUCUCAAAUCCAAUGGCUGCAGUUCUCAGGAUUGCCUGCAGUGAUGACAGGCCAAAUUUCCCCUCCCAUUUCUCACAACAAGGUUUGGAUUUCUUGGAAAAGUGCCUCGAAAGGGACCCGAAAAAGAGAUGGACAGCAGAGCAAUUGCUUCACCAUCCCUUCGUUCUCGACAAGAAUCUUGGAAAUAACAGCAGCUUUGUCGCAGCAGAGAAAUACGCUGCUUCUUCGCCCGCUAGUGUUCUCGACAAAAGUAUCUUCCCCGAGACCGAUUACUCAGACGAAUCAUCAUCCGACGAAGAAGACGAAGACGAGGAGGAUAGCCCAGUUCCAAAACCAUCUGGCAAUAGGUUCUUUCCAUUUUCAAUGCUAUGUGAGAACAAGAUUGGUGUCUCAGAACAGCAGCUUAGGUUUGGAGAGCAAUGGUCUGGCUCUGAAGAAGAGUGGAUCACUGUGAGAACAAGUUGAGAAAAGACAAACAAAAAAGUUGUGUUUGCAGUUUUGUGAGACCAACAACAAUCUUAGGUUGUGUCUGUUUAGUUGUACAGCAAGGCCCAUGCAAAGUUGUAUUUGCAGUUUUGUGAGACCAACAACACUCUUAGGUUGUGUCUGUUUAGUUGUACAGCAAGGCCAUAGAGAGAGACAGACAUGAGUAGAUAGUUAUGAAAAUGUAUUGAGGAUCAAAUUGACAAAUUGUACACUACACUGUCAUUUAUCUGUAGCUCUAGCACAUCAGCUUUUAUGGAUGUAUUAUUCCAAAGUCACUGCACUAUAGACAACAAUUCUUUUCCUAUUA
This is a messenger RNA of Ipomoea triloba (trilobed morning glory), 1856 nucleotides long. Its product is annotated as mitogen-activated protein kinase kinase kinase 18-like. The record is from RefSeq and is a predicted model, not a curated record. The transcript has 2 exons. Bases 419 to 1528 code for a protein of 369 amino acids. Gene Ontology annotation, biological process: protein phosphorylation. Gene Ontology annotation, molecular function: ATP binding; protein kinase activity. NCBI's taxonomy places the organism in Eukaryota, Viridiplantae, Streptophyta, Magnoliopsida, Solanales, Convolvulaceae.